AUAACCAAACAUCCUUAUCCUGAUUACCAAACGACCACUCAAAGUUGGUUUGGAAUAGUUACUGCUAUGGUUCUAGUUUAGAUCUCUUUUCUCGUUUGGUUUGUUUUAAACUAGUCUUCUCUUAUUUUUUUAGAGGAAAUUCGGACAAAUUUGCUAUACAAAAAUUAUGUCAAUCAUAUUUCUUUCCUUUUACGAAUUUUACUUUUAUUUAUUUGUUUCCCCAGACUAUUUACCUAUACAAUAAGAUUAACCCCACGUGUUUUCCCAGUACUCCCUUCGUUCACUGGAGUAUAAUUUUGAAUGUUUCACCACCCUUAUAACACGAUUUUUCUGAUGGGAAAAUAUAAAAAAAAGCUAACAAUCAUAAACAUAGUUGAAACUAGAAUUGUCGGGGAAACUCAGUAAAGAGGUCCCCUCCAAAAAUAGGCGUAUGCCACUAGAUGCAGCGCGCACACGGUAUUCUUUAGUAAAAGGCGAAAGAAUAGUUCGCUUUGUGCUCACUGCAUGGCUGCGUGAGCUUUACAAUAGCCAGUGCUUCCCUUUUUAUGUUGUAACAAAGUCUGGAUUUACUCUUUCUUUUCGAUGUGGUACGUGCAUCACUCUUUUUCCCCUUGAGGCUUCAAAGUAUAUUACUCUUUCCGUCUUCUUCUUGUUCUUCUCCUUCUUCACCGGUCCUGCAAUUACUAUAUGGUUGGAAUUUACAGGUUUUUCAAAAUAAAAACAACUUUUGUGGUUCUGCAUCAUUUGUAAUCUAAUAUUCGAUUUCGCUUCAGUUUCUAGGUGAUUGUGAAGAGAUAUAUAUAUAUAUGCUCACAAGCUGAUCGACGAAAUGCUGCACAGAAUGAUUUGGGCUAAAUAUAUUGAAUUUCAGAUCCAGGUUAGCCGUACAAUGGCGUUGAGUAGUAUGAGGAACGUUAUACCUCGAGCUAAGAUAUUGAUAGCCAGUAAAAGUGGAAUGAUGAGGUUUUAUCACGGCCCAGAAGAAUUCCAUGAGGAGUCUUUGCCUUCUGAAUGGUAUGAGAAAGCUUUCUCAAAAUUAACAAAAUUGAGUCACUUGCUAAAGAAUGUGGACUUAGUUGAUGGUAAGCUAGUCAAUGUUAAUGACCGCGUGAGAGUUUAUGAUGAGAGCUUGGAACAAAAGAUGUGUACUUUUAAAUCACUGGCUAGGACCUUUGUUGGGUGUCCGUCAAUGCAAGAAAGGAUGAAGAAGAAUGUGAUGGAAGCAUUAGCUGAUUCACAAUACGACCAGCCCGUGUAUUUCAGUAAAGCUAGCGAGAGGGAAUCGAUUACCAUUGAUUCCCUCACAAAAGUGUCAAACUUCUUGAAUGUGUCUGCUCAACAAAAGAAGCUUGUCAGGCAAUCAGUAUGUGCACAGGUCACAAAGUACCCGAUAUGGACAGGGGCACUCGAGGAGAUAUUGACUGGACUGAAAUCUGAGAUAGAUUUUCUAAAUAGUAGGUGUCCAAGUAAAGAAAUUAAAAUGGCGCAGCAAAUAGUUGCAACUUGUCAAAAGUUUUUAGAAAGUGCCACUUCUUAUGACCCUGAAUCCACUUCAUGGAUGCGCCUCGCACCUGCCAAAGGCGCGGAGUUACCCACUUCUCACAAGUGGGAAGAUGUUCUUGAAAUGUUUCUCGACCUUAUUAAUUGCUUGUGUGAAGAGACUAAAUUAACUUCGGAGGUUAAGAAGCUUGAGGUCAUGAAAGAAGGGCUUUAUCAGAUUAGGGAUGUUCUGAUAGACAAAAGCAUUGGAUAUAAGGAAACUCGCCACCAGGAGAGUUUAGUGCGCAAGAAGUUGAGUAAAACAUUGGGUCACUCAUCACGAUGUGUGUUCACACUUCUUCUUUAUUAUAUUUAUGGCAGCAUAUGGGAUAUUGAAGUUGAAGUUUGUGGAGGACUUUAUGCAAUUGGUCGCGGGGAUAAAUUCCGUCUGUGCAUGGGAAAGAUCUUAACAUCCAAUGAGCAGAAUAUACUGCAGAGUGGGGUAAAGCAGCUAAGCAGAGUUCUGGGGCUUUUCAAGUUUGUAUGGGAAACAGCAGGAAUGAAAGGCGACCUAGAAGUACAAGGACAUUUGUGGUGCAUUGGUGCGGAGAAUAAGUCAUUUACCUAUAGAAACACUAUGUUCUUGCUGCAUUCUAUUAGUUGCUGAUGCCGGACUUGUAUCGUAGGCUGGACCAAUCUUAUCUUGAAAAGGGUCAUUAUAAGAAAAGACUUGCUGCCAUAUUCCACCAAGUUUUGGUAAAUUUGUGAUGCUGCUCACUGCUGAACUCCUUCAACUUAGUUGGUGAUUUUUUACUUGCUGCUUAUGACAAGGACGCGCUUAUCUACCCAUUCAUAUAUUUGAGGUUUGGAAAAUAUGAUGAAUCUCAGGCUGUUGUACGCGCUUGAAAAGAUGAUGCAAUGGGGAAUGUUAAUGAUGUUUACAGUAAAUAAGAAUUCAAAACUAUUGAGAUUGAGGAGAAUAACACAAAUAAGAUACUUUUGAGGCACUAUUGAUUUUUGACCCAGGUACAGAAGUUUUUGGAAAAAGUACGGCGCCAGAAUUUUAAAGCCUCUACUGACUAUCGCCAAAAUUUUAGCAAGUUAUGCUGAUCGUCAUAAUUUCUAGCCAAAUUCUGGCCACAAUCAAUGGUAGGAUGUGAUCGUGAUGGAUGUCAUAGUGUCUUACCUAUGUAAAUAGUGAGUGCUAAAAUUAUAUUGUUUCAAAUCAAUGCUGGUUUU
This is a messenger RNA of Nicotiana tabacum (common tobacco), 2718 nucleotides long. The record is from RefSeq and is a predicted model, not a curated record. Lineage: Eukaryota; Viridiplantae; Streptophyta; Magnoliopsida; Solanales; Solanaceae.